CGCUGCGCCGGCCGGCGGCGCUGGGCGUGGCCGCCAUGUAAAGCCGCAGGGCGGCCCCGCUGCUAGUGCCUCAGUUGCUGGGCAGCGGCGGCCGCCGCCGCCGGGAGAGCUGUGUUGUCUGUGAGGCGCCUGGCGCCGCUCCGCGCCUGCCGGUGACGAUGCUGGACCGUGAGCGCGGCUGGAGCGUCUCCUUCGCCGGCUGCGGCUUCCUGGGCGUCUACCACAUCGGCGCCGCCAGCUGCCUGCAGGAGCGCGCCCCGCACAUCAUCCGCGACGCCCGCCACGUCUACGGCGCCUCCGCCGGGGCGCUCGCCGGCGCCGUGCUCGUCGGAGGCGGCAAUCUGGCUCAAGCUUGUGCAGAUGUUAUGGCAUUAGCCAAAGAAGCUAGAAAGCGGAAUCUCGGUCCUCUUCAUCCUUCCUUUAAUGUAAUAAAGAUAAUAAGAGAUGGACUCAUGAGAAAUCUUCCAGAAAACACUCACCAGUUGUCUUCGGGGAGACUCUGUAUUUCACUAACCAGAGUAUCAGAUGGUAAAAAUACAUUGAUAUCUCAUUUUAACUCUAAGGAAGAAGUUGUCCAGGCUUUAAUCUGUAGUUCAUUUGUCCCUAUUUAUUGUGGCCUAAUUCCACCAUCAUUUAGAGGUGUGCGCUACGUGGAUGGAGGAAUCAGUGACAACUUACCUCACUAUGAAUCUAAGAAUACCAUCACAGUUUCGCCUUUCGCUGGGGAGUGUGAUAUCUGUCCAAAGGGGAAUUCUGCCAACUUCCAUGAAAUGAAUUUGACCAACACCAGCAUUCAGCUUAGUUUGGGGAACCUUUAUCGUUUAACGCAAGCGCUCUUUCCACCAGAACCUAAGGUACUGGGAGAGAUCUGUGAGCAAGGAUAUUCAGAUGCUCUUAAAUUCUUGAAAGAGAACGGUAUUGUGAGUGACUCAAUUUAUAUCCACUUGUCCUUCACAAAAAGAAAUCCUCAUGAAGCUGCACAACACACUGACCAUAUGAAGAAAAAAGAGUUGACAGAUAAUAGAGUAGAAACUUUGAAAGUGGAAGUGCUUAGUGACCAGCUAAAGCAGAAUCCACAGCCCUUGGAGAUGAGUAUAUUCGAGAGUCUACCUCCUAGACUUCGUAAAGCACUACAGGAAGCUUGUAAAGAACAGAAUGGAUUCUACGCUCAGUUCUCUAAACUCUUCCCAAUGCGGGUGAUAUCCUAUCUGAUGCUACCGUAUACGCUACCAGUAGAGUCUGCUUACUCUGUUGCUUUACGGUUAGUAAACUGGUUUCCUGACAUGCCUGCUGAUAUUCGAUGGAUGCAAGAACAGCUUUGUCAGAUUGCUGGUACAGUCUAUUCCCAGGCUAAAAGCAAGCUGUUCUGUACAUCCAGGAAAGACAAUUAUGCAUCACUAAGAAAAUGUCAAACUGUCCCAUCUACUGUGGAAUUUCAUUCUUCAUACUGCCACCUUAAAAUGCCUCACUCUUCUGCAGACCUUGAAACCUGGCUCUGGGAAUCUUCAUGCUUCGUGCACUCAGCUAUGAAAGGUGCUUCUGCUGACACACAGGAGCAUUCAGACUUAAACCCCUAUCCUAAUUUUCUGCCAAAUUCUGAUGGGUCUGGGUUGGAAAUAGAUUUGGACUCUUCCUCAGAUACAAGUUUCCAAACUGCUCCAGAGUAUUAAUUUGGAAGUAGAUUGCACAGCUUCAAAAAUUCCAAUUUGGCAGAGAAAUUUAAAUCAUUAAGGACUAAGAUCACUUUGGUUAUUGCCAAUAAGUCUUUGAACAUUACUUGUUUACAGCUUCCUGACAAAUCUGCCUUUGGAAUUCUACUGUUUCAAUGAUUAUAAAAAUGGUGGCUGCUACACUAAGUAACAGACUGCAAUUCUGUUGAGGCACCAGCUCAAUCAGCUGUAGUAAGACUUGCAGUAAAUGGUGUGUCUCUGGAAAUAAAUGUUUAAAAAAAAUCUACUUUCAGCAUAAAAAUGUAAAUUCUGUAAACAAACAACCACAGCUAACAAAAGCUUUUAAAAAUAUAAUUAACAAUAUUAUGUAUUAGGAUUACUUUUAUAGCACUUAAAUCAGACUUUUACUUCAAAAGGGAAAUACACAAGUGAGACUUUUAGUGGCCUCCAGUGUCCCUUUGCCUUAUAUUUAAACAUACUAUUGUGUUUAUGGAAAAGUUGGCUGCACGCUAUACUGUAGGAACAGUAUGAUUCUAGGUUGUUGUAUGUAUUCCACAGUCCACAUUGCUUCUCCUCUAUGGCUCUUUCCCUUUUCAAAGACUUCAAGGGGAAAAAGACAUAAGAAAUAGGACACAUUCCCCUGAAGUGUGAACAGGUACAGUUUCAGUGAUUUCAGAUGACUUUUUUUUGUACAUAAUAAGAGCUUAAUACUUCACUGAAUGUUGAAAAGUAGGUAAAAUGGUGACUGUGAUUAGUAGCAAACAGUAAUUUGUGGAGGCGUGUUAAACUUCACAGAUGUUAACAAAAAAUCAACUUAUGGCAAGUUGUGAUUGAUGUUUAGGUCUUCUCUUGAAUUGAUGCCCCAUUGUUCUCAUUUUCCCCUCCAACAGGAUAGAUUUUUCUUCCCUUCUUUCACUUCCCUCUUGAUAGGAGAGGGAAGGAAAACAGGGCCUCUCCUGUCUCAAUGAGGUAUGAUAACCCAAAGGAAGUUUUCCAAGACAGAUCAUUAGAAGAAGCAAAGACUAAGACUUAGUGCAAGUAUCAAUACCCAGGGAGCUGUGCAAAGGUCUCAAAGAAUGGGCUGAAGGUUAGCCAAGUCACAUCUGUAUUGAGCGAUGAGCAUUUUAAAACACCCUUGGCUUCAAAGGUUCUGCAUAAUUUCAAUUUUGUUACCAUGUCUUGUGCAAUUUUUUUAAAAGUAGAAGGAAAUGAUGGUGGCUUUAAAGUAGAGUUUGUGCAUGUGUUUGGGGCAGGCAUGUGACAUGUGAAGGUUUCUUAUUCGUGCAACUCACGUACACCCAGGGAAGAGACUACGGAUGGUUACUGAGAGUAUCUUGUAUUAAUAGUAGCAGCCAUUAGAUUGUGAUGCUCAGAAGAGGGAACUUUGGGCUGUAAACUGUGGCGUCCAGAAGUCUGUCAAAGAGCAAAAUGUAGCAUUUCUAAUUAGACCAGCCUUUAAGCAGUUUCUCCAUUAUUUCCCUCAGCUUGAAGUGCAAAAUUUAAAACAUUGAUUUUUAGAAUGGUGUGGGACAGGGCAGAAGGUUUCAAGCUCCAUUACCGUACUGCAGAAGACUGGUGCCAUUUUAUUUCAUCUCAGUUCAUUUCUUCCGUGUAUGUAUCUUAGAAUUUGCAAGAAAAAUGUAAAAUGUUACUCUAAUUACAAGACAAAAUGUUUUUAUAUUUAUUUAUAACUUUAAAAUUUCUAAUUUAAUUUUAUAAAGUUCUGCAAAAUGUUGGUUUUACCAGUCUGUUUUAGAAUUUAAGCAGGAAUGCCAAGUUUUUCUUCCAUUCUGUGUACUUGAAUAGAUCCAUUAACAACAUUUAAAUCUACCUGAACGACAUCUGUUAUGCAUAGCUCUGAUUUUUGUCUCCUUUUUCUAAAAUAAAAAGAUAAUCUGUUA
Messenger RNA from Columba livia (rock pigeon), 3571 nucleotides. Its product is annotated as patatin-like phospholipase domain-containing protein 2. Gene Ontology annotation, cellular component: lipid droplet; membrane; cytoplasm. The record is from RefSeq and is a predicted model, not a curated record. The transcript is spliced from 9 exons. Gene Ontology annotation, molecular function: triacylglycerol lipase activity. Bases 159 to 1670 code for a protein of 503 amino acids. NCBI's taxonomy places the organism in Eukaryota, Metazoa, Chordata, Aves, Columbiformes, Columbidae. Gene Ontology annotation, biological process: triglyceride catabolic process; lipid homeostasis; positive regulation of triglyceride catabolic process.